Molecule: messenger RNA, 1911 nt
Organism: Thamnophis elegans (Western terrestrial garter snake)
Lineage: Eukaryota; Metazoa; Chordata; Lepidosauria; Squamata; Natricidae
Gene: CCNG2
Product: cyclin G2
Exons: 8
Coding region: 329-1369 (346 amino acids)
Biological process (GO): regulation of cyclin-dependent protein serine/threonine kinase activity; mitotic cell cycle phase transition
Cellular component (GO): nucleus; cytoplasm; cyclin-dependent protein kinase holoenzyme complex
Molecular function (GO): cyclin-dependent protein serine/threonine kinase regulator activity
Source: RefSeq, a predicted model, not a curated record
GACUCCAUUUUGAAGGCGCUCUGAGGCGCCUCUGACUGGUUCUCUCCCAGAACGGCGUCCGGAGCUGAAGGGAGGAGAACCAUGGUGCAGCUCCUCCGCUGACUCCCAUCGGGGGAAGACCUGGGACUGGAGGGCGAAGGGGCGUCGGGGGCUGAAUGCGGGGCCGCUGGGUCGGUAGCGAGGAGGCGCUGCUGCUGCUGCGGCGGCUCUGGUGCGGGUUGCUGCGGCAGCGGCAGAGUGAAGCGCUCGCCUCCCUUCGCUUCAGCCCCCGGUCUGCCUCCUCCGGCCCUUCCGACCUCCGAGAGGGGAGACCCGCCGCCGCGGAGAGAUGAAGAACAUUGAAGUUGAAGAACAAAUGAGCAGCUGGCUCUUCAAACAGCUUAAACUCCAUUUGGAUCAGGAACGGAAAUACCAACCCAGGGAAAAGGGGCUGAGUCUCAUUGAGUGCACUACUGAGAAUGAAAACACCUUAUGCCCAAGACUGAGGAAUGCAAAAGUGGAAGAUCUCUGGAGUUUGGUCAACUUCUUUGGAUUUGCCACAGAAACCUUUGUCCUGGCUGUCAACAUUCUUGACAGGUUUUUGGCACUCAUGAAGGUGAAACCUAAGCAUUUAUCCUGCAUUGGAGUCUGUUGUUUCCAGCUGGCUGCUCAGCAGGUGGAGGAGGAAGGCAGCAUCCCGUCUCUGCAUGAUGUCAUCCGGAUUAGCCAAUGCAAAUGCACCGUUUCUGAUCUAAAGCGGAUGGAAAAAAUAAUAUCAGAAAAACUGCACUUUGACUUCAAAGCAACUACUGCCUUAACUUUUUUGCACUUAUACCAUACUAUUGUACUCUGCCAUACCUCAGAAAGGAAAGAGCUGUUGAAUCUCGACAAACUGGAAGCACAACUUAAAGCUUGUAACUGCCGACUUGUUUUUUCAAAAGCGAAACCAUCCAUUUUGGCCCUGUGCCUUCUCUCUCUGGAAGUGCAGACGCUGAAAUCCAUCGAGUUGUUUGAGAUUCUUCUGUGUGUUCAGAAGCAGUCCAAGAUAAGUGACAGUGACUUACUCUAUUGGAGAGAACUGGUCUCAAAAUGCUUAGCAGAUUAUGCUUCCCCUGCCUGUUGUAAGCCGGACCAUAAAAAGCUCGUCUGGAUUGUUUCAAGACGCACUGCCCAGAAUCUUCAAAACAGCUACUACAGUGUCCCUGAGCUGCCCACAAUCCCAGAGGCCGGAUGCUUUGACGAAAGCGAGAGUGAGGACUCUUGUGAAGACAUGAGUUGCGGAGAAGAAAGCCUCAGCAGCUCUCCUUCCAGCGACGGAGGGGGCGCCUUCUUUUUCGACCUCAAACCAAAAUCCAAGUGGCAGGCUCUUUCCUUCGACUCCGUCUCCUAGGCUGAGCUCUUAAGCGCAUCGUAGUAUUUUUAGGCAAUAAGUAUCUGAACCAGCCCUCUCCCAACUUGGGGUGCCUUCCAAGGGCCGAUUUCCACCCCCAGAAUCGUCCAACACCCCCCCCCCCAAAGAACCCACCGUUGUUGCAGCUGAGAAUUCUGGGGGUCGAAAUCUACGCCGCUGGUUGGGAGGAAAAAACAAAAGCUGAUCUUAGCAUCCCUUGUACUUUUGGUACAAGAUCUCAUGGAGUACUCAAAAUACGUAUUGUGCUUUUUUUUACCUUUGUAUGAUGGUAAGUCUGAUGUGGCAUGAAGGGAUCAAAUGAACCAUUUCAAACCUUUCUUCUCGGCGAGAAAACGAUCACAGGAGGAGCACAGAUUUGCCACCCGGAUCACAAGAGAGAGCUUCAAAGCUCGGCCAUGUGCUGAAAAUUUUCUGCUGAAAAAAAAAAAAAGAUUGAAUCUGAGCAUUUUUGGUGGAUAGACAAAAUUGCAGAGAACGUAUAUGAAUUUCUUUUCUGAAAAGAUUUUAAAUAUUUUUUUUUU